CAGGCCCGAAAACUCGAGAGAAGGCGUGAGAAUAAGAAGAACAAGCGAGAUAGGCAGCAAAUUCGACAGACUAUAGCAAAAUGUUAUGAUGUUGACGAGUCAACCAGUAAAAUGCUUGCCAUUGAGAGACAAAUUGUUGGGCUCGACAAGCCCCAGUUCCACAUCGAUGUUCUGAGGAAAAAACAAAGGACUAUUAUGGAAAUGGUGAACAAGCGACGUGCGGUGUUGCAAACUUUGAAGGACGAAAAAGAGUUAAAGGAAUUGAAUGAGAAGUUACAUCAUUACUAUUCUGACUGCAAGAAAUUACAAGCGCUUGCCGGUGAGAUAUGUCCCUUUUUAAUUUUUCUCUUUUUCAUAUUGUUUGUUAUUCGUUGA
Molecule: messenger RNA, 375 nt
Organism: Cooperia oncophora
Lineage: Eukaryota; Metazoa; Nematoda; Chromadorea; Rhabditida; Trichostrongylidae
Source: the annotation of a GenBank genome assembly